Messenger RNA from Penicilliopsis zonata CBS 506.65, 1719 nucleotides. RefSeq lists its product as hypothetical. Gene Ontology annotation, cellular component: transcription factor TFIID complex. The transcript is spliced from 2 exons. Gene Ontology annotation, biological process: DNA-templated transcription initiation. NCBI's taxonomy places the organism in Eukaryota, Fungi, Ascomycota, Eurotiomycetes, Eurotiales, Aspergillaceae. The record is from RefSeq and is a predicted model, not a curated record. Bases 1 to 1719 code for a protein of 572 amino acids.
AUGGCGCAGACGCAGCCCCAGCAGUACUCCUCCCAGCCUUUCUCGCCUCCCGUGUCCUCCCCGUCACCUGGUGCCGGGUCCCCAGUGAAUGGGGGCAUCCCGCCACCUAAAAGACCUCGUCUCUCUCCGUUGCCGCAGCAGAAUCAGUCGCCUUAUGCGUCUCCCAACUUUGCAACGAUGCAGCUCCCGCCGAACCCGUCGCCGUCCAUGAACGGCACGCCCAUCAACGGCACCACUCCUCCCACGCCUGCCCCUCCUCCCCCUCCCGGCCAAGCGCCGCCUCCUGGUGUCAUGGGACCUCCGUCCCGCCCUGUGGAUAAAGCAACGGAUGCGGCAGAGUUGACUGAUGUGUUGGCGUCGUCCGGGAUUGAUGUCAGGGAAGAAGAGGCCUUCUUGACUAGCAGCUACUCAGCGCCAGGAGUGCAAGUCCAGCAACCACCCCGCCCGCAGCAACCACCACCCAUCAACACCUCCUUCGGCUCGCAAAUCUCCUCGGGCGGAACGGUCUCGACGGCGACAAGCUUCACGGAUCCGUCGCUGAUCAAACCUCAGCCCUCGCAGGACUCGUUUUACAGAGAACCAGCUGCCCAGCCGCAUGUACCGUUCAAGGACCCAAACCAGCCCACACGAGAGGACACAGAGGCGGCAAGACGUGCUCAGUACCACCUACAGGAGCCUUUCCUUUUCGCCAAAGUUCUCGAACAGCGAUUACAGCGACGCGGGUUCGAGUUGGGCGUUCGCAUACCUGCCGAGGGGCUUUUCCAUCCUGUUCCAGGACGGCCGCAGCCAAUCGAAGUCACCGGCCCGGAUGGUUCGUCGAUCGUACGAACCGGCCAGACGAUUCUGAACCAAGAAGGUGCACCUCUGGUCGACAUCUUGAAUCUGUUGUCGAUAUCUUGCGAAGAACGCCUCCGCUCUGUCAUUGACUACUCAUCGACCCUGUCAAGGACCCGCCGCACUCACUCGCACGGAUUGGUGCCCGUGGAAUGGACUGACCUCGCUGCUGCAUCUUCCGGCGCUGCUGCUGCGGGUGGCGACCCUGCUUACACCACUCCGCUAAAACGGCCCCGCUCUGCGAUGGAAUCCAGCUCAGCCAAGAGUCUUUCUGCGCGGUGCCGCAUGCUGAUAGAACAGGACCAAUUGGCCGAGGAGAUGCGGACCGCGAAACGUACCAAACGCAAUACCAGCGCGAUUUUGGGCGAGAGCACUGGCAGUCGACCGGACACGAUGGACAUUCCGCCUUCCACCCCAUCGACUCCGAUGGGAGAAAAGGCCCCGGUGAUUGAUAAGAAGGGCAUGACCAAGAAGGAAGCGAAGAAACUCAUGGAUGCGCGAGCCAGCGAGGCGCAGCAGCAUCAGCAGUCGGUUGAAACGGCGCGCAUGGCCACCAACAGCAUGCUUUCCGGCCGUAUGUUCGGCAGCAAGAAGACGUACUCGUGGCUAAACCCCCGGCCGCCCGGUGGCAGCAGCAGCGGCUUCUCGACCCCGUCGCGCGCCCAGACGGCCACGCCGGUUCCGGGGACAGACAAACCGGCCGCCAAGGGGGGCGACUCGAGCACAAUGGCAGUGAAGAAACUGGGUGUCUGGCGGGAAGACAGGGAAAAGGGUUCUGGGAUCCAGGUGCGAGACAUCCUCUUCAUGCUGGAGUUGGACGGCCGCGGGUCUCGCCAUGUACAAAAGGCGUAUUCGAAGGAUGUGAAGGAGGACCGACUGGAUUGA